AAGCAAGCUGUCCAAGAUGGACGGAGGCGAGUCCUACGGUGGCUGAUGCACAGCUGACGCGUCUUCCCCUAGGAAGGAAAACCGUGUUAGAGGCAGCACUGAGAGCAGACCGCAGCCUGGGCGCCUGCUGAAGCUGUAGCACCACCAUCCCGGCCCAGCACGCCUUCCUCCUGCAUUAGCAGCACGCCAGGGAUGCCACACCCCCUGCAGGAACACAGCGUACCGGAGUGAGAGCCAGGCACUCAAAGGACACCAAAACGACACGGUUUCUCCCUUCCCGUCCUUCUUCUGUUCGGAUCUCCUUCAGCUGCUCACAGCCCUGCCUGGGCCGGGCGCCCGGCGCUGACACAGGCGGGGUGUGGGCGGUGGGGGGGCUCGGCCACAGCCGCCGCUGCCAUUGGGGCCGGCGAGGGGCCGGGCUGCUGGGCCCGGCGGCCUCGGGGAAGACGGCCGGGAGCAGCACUCUGCGUCCUGAGGUGUCUGGCGGAGGCGUUGCUCGUUGCCGCCGGCUGCCGGGCACGGGAGGAGGAGGAGAGCGACAUUCCAGCCGCUGUCUUUUAUUGCUGAACGUUUGUUCGUUCCUACGAUUCUCUGUGAAGACAAGUUAUGUCAACAGCUGCUUUAAUCCAUUUGGUAAGAAACAGAGGGUAUCAAGUACGGAGAGCCCUGCUGACGUCCCGCCUCUUGCAAGACGAGAAGCGUCCAACAGUUGAGUGCUACAGUUCCACCUCUGAACGCCGUGCGUCCCGCUUCGAUCCAGAUGGGAGUGGGCGACCCGCCACAUGGGACACCUUUGGCAUCUGGGACAAUCGCAUUGAUGAACCUAUUCUCCUCCCACCAAGCAUAAAGUAUGGGACGCCAAUUCCCAAAGUCAGCCUGAGCAACGUGGGCUGUGCUAGCCAUAUUGGCAAGCGGAAGGAAAACGAAGACCGCUUUGAUUAUGCUCAGCUGACAGAGGAUGUCCUGUACUUUGCAGUUUACGAUGGACAUGGCGGUGUGGCGGCAGCAGACUUCUGUGCUAAGAACAUGGAAAAAUAUAUCAAAGAAUUUCUUGCUCAGGAGGAAAACUUGGAAAACGUUUUGAACAAUGCUUUUCUAGAGAUAAACAAUGCAUAUGAAAGGCAUGCUCAUCUGUCUGCUGACGCAACUUUGAUGAACUCUGGGACCACUGCGACAGUGGCCCUGCUCCAGGAUGGUAUUCAGUUGGUUGUGGCAAGUGUGGGAGACAGCCGUGCCCUACUGUGUCGAAAAGGAAAGGCUAUGAAACUCACUAUUGACCAUACGCCAGAAAGGAAGGAGGAGAAGGAAAGGAUUAGGAAGUCUGGUGGCUUCGUUGCCUGGAACAGUUUGGGACAACCACACGUGAAUGGUAGACUUGCAAUGACGCGGAGCAUAGGAGAUUUGGAUCUUAAGAACAGUGGCGUGAUAGCCCAGCCAGAAACAAAAAGGGUUCAGUUGCAUCAUGCAGAUGACAGCUUCCUGGUCCUUACUACAGAUGGUAUUAACUUCAUGGUGAACAGUCAGGAGAUCUGUGACUUUAUUAAUCAGUGCCACGAUCCCGCUGAAGCUGCCCAUGUUGUUACUGAGCAGGCAAUGCAAUUUGGCACUGAGGACAACAGCACGGUUGUCAUAGUGCCUUUUGGAGCAUGGGGAAAGUAUAAAAACGGCGAGAUCAACUUCUCCUUCAGCCGCAGUUUUGCCUCCAGUGGGAGGUGGGCAUGAAGUCCUGCCACAGCUAUCUUUUCCUGCAAUAAUCUGGACACAGCGUGCUACAAGAGAGCACCCAUCUGUUCAUAAGCUGGCUGAAUGUCUUGUUCAUCUCCCCUGCUGCCAGUGUUAAGGAAGAUGCCACCGCUCCCUUAGUGCGUAAUGUCCCAUUACUGCUUGCAGUUGAUUGCAUUUUACUAUGCUCGUUUAUUCAGAUUGGCAUUGAGGCAGCUAUUUCUUUGGGUUUCUAUUCCCAGCAGCUCUUCACACCACUUGGUUCACGUAGACAAGUCUCUAGGCCUCCACCUGAGGCUGGAGCUAUUGCACAUUUGUUUCAUACCAACCUGUAUUACCUAGGACUCUUAGUUACCUGGCAGCUGUGAAAGUCUGAGACUGAGCCAUGCGCCAUCUUCUUUGUACAUUAAUCCACAGGGGAACAAGCGCACAGUUUUCCUAGUGAGACAAAAAGAGGUUUUGUUGUUUUCCUCUGCCAUGCAGCCACCCAAAACUCCCUGUGUUUCCAGGAGAAGCAGGUGAAAUACAAGGGGGAAGUUUCAGAAGCAAUUAGCCUGUGGUUAUAUUCUGGUGCCAGUGGCAUUCAGUGUACCUGAACAACAUCCUAAGACAGUGCUGCUUUGCAGGAUUUUAGGCUCUCACUGCUGUUAUCUGUCAUCCUUCAGCUCCCAAGAGACAGAGCAGGCUAGAGCCAUGUACUGUUGGACAGAGAGGAACAUCUCUCUGUUGGGUCCAAAGCCUGGACCACCUGUGUGGACCAUGCAGCAGCCCCUUGCACUGCAUUGUCUUUGGUGUGUCAGUGGCUUAACAGAAGCAUGUAGGAGGGAAAAAGCAGCACAUUUUUUGAAUUGCCGAGACUCCGAUCAAUUUCAAUGUCCUUUUAUUUUUUUUAUGUUCUCCUUUUUUUUCCCCCUAAGAAAAAAGAAACAUUUCAAAGAGUUUUCUAUUCAAGAUUCUUUGGAUGUCUAAGAAAGGAGUUUGUUUAUUAUUUCUUCAUAAAUAUAUGAGCAUUUUCCUGCCCUCUGCUGAAGUUUUUUUUCAGUUAGUCAGGAUGUCCUGGGUCUCCUUAUGGUAUACAGAGAGAUGUAAAAUGCUCAAAGCAAGAAAGCUAGAGAAAUGAGUGAGCAUUUUAAUAACGUACUACAGUAAUUUUUGUAAGUUUGGGGGUUUUGUUUCUAGUGGGUGUCGGAUACUGGGACACCAAAAGGUAGUUUUGUACUUAAAGGAAAUGUAUCUACUUCCCUUUGUGUUGGGAGUCUGUGUCCAGCAAGGCACCAAUGGCCAGAGCCCUGAGCCAGCUCAGCUCGCUGCUGUGACAAGACUGCAGGUGACACGUCAGUGUGUUGGCAGCAGGCGAAGAGCUGUCCCAGCAUGCCUCCGUCAGAUCUCGUUCUUCCUCUGCUCCAAAUCAGGCGUGCAGUUCCUGUGGCCUCUGAAUCGCCCUGCUGUAAGAAAAUAAGGGCAGAGGAAAAUCAGGCUCUUCCCACAUUUGCAACAGUAGUUUUUAGCUGUUUCCAACCAUGCAAUUUUACAUACCAAACAAACCAGCCAACCAAAAUGAACAGAAGUGAGAGAAAUUGCCUGAUACUAAACCACGUUACAACAAGGAAAAAUAUUUCUGAGAUGCCUGGUCCGAUUCUUGUUUUUGAGUGUGACAUAGGCAUCUUCAUUAUUUUUAGCCCUUUCCAGACCCAGGGUUACAGCACUGAUAGUCAUUCCACAUCUUCUCGGCUCUAGCUGCAGGCCUAGGAGCACCCUGCAGAGCUCAGCGUUGUACUGACAGCAUUAAUUCUCUGUGUUUAGAGAGUAUGCUCAUUUUGUCCCAUUGCUUGGUGUAUUAUAUGGUAUAUAUAGUGUCAAUAUUUGGUUCAUAAGUAUAAAGAACUCAUGAAUCAGUAUUUGUAAAUCUCUGUUGUAUUUGUUGCUGUUGCCCAGGCAUCUUGAAUGAAUGUGUCAUUGGUUUACAAUUAUAAUCCCUUCUCUCUCCCCAGAAUUGCCCCAGCACUGGGGUUCAGUCUUCACCUGAGAUCAACAUGUUUGAUCCUGGACUCAGCCUUGUUUACUUGAGGCAAAAGGUCACUUUUGAUUGAGAACUUCUAGUUCCCAGCCUGUGAUAGGUUUGAAAAUUGCCACAGCCUGUUUGUAGUAAAACCAGCAAGAGGCAGCCUCUCCUGAUCCUGAGCACUUGCAGAGAGGAAACACCUACCAGAGGUUUGGAGAGCUGUGCUGGCAAUGUGGUUAUGACCCAUUUGCACUGCAACCUGAACAGCUGACUCCCACUGAGAAACUGACCUGCUGAAAUAGCAAGCGCAAUAGCUCUCGGCUAAGGGUUAACCACAGCACAUAGCCAUCUUACUCUGGGCAGAGGAAGGGUUAGAGUCAGCUCUGCAGAGGGAGUUGCUGCAGGGGCAGCUUCGGUGUCAAGUGUCGGACAGGCAUGAGCAGCAGCGUAGGGGUUUGGACAAGCCCCAUCGACACAUUUGGUGCCAAACGCCACUAUCCAGGCAGAAGAUAUCAAGGGCGCUGGGGGUGUUUGUGACAAGUACAUGUUUUUUUGAGCAGUACUGGAUACUUGCCAAACUGAAUGCAUAGUAUCAAAUGUAGGCUGGUAAUGAGUAACACUGCAAAUGAAGAGCAGGUGCUCUGAGGAAUGGCCUGGCAGUUAAAAUAACUUUCAAGCAUUGACCUAUAUGUAAAAUGAAAUCAUUUUUAUACUAACUGGAGAUUUGGGGGCAUUUUUUGUUUUAUCCCUAUCUGGUAGAAAAUUUCAUAGAUAACGGAAGUUGUUGUGCUUUUAUUUCCUCUAACAGACUGGUUGUCAUCUCAGAGGAAAGAUCCAUCCGUAACUGCUUCUGUAUUAUUGAAAGGAAGGGAUAAGACAAAGCUUUCCAAAAUAUGAGGUGAUUAGAUAUUACUGCCUUUAUACAACCACAGGAAAACUUUGGCUACAAAGGAAUUUUCAGUGUCAUCUAGUGCAGCCUCCUGCUCAAAGCAGAGCUAAUUUCAGAGUUAUAUCCUGCUGCGAAGGGGCAUCUCCCGACACUGAAACGUAGUGACUGAAAGCGGAUGGGAAUAAAGAUUUUAGCAUACAGUGCAAUCUACCUGUUGAACCACUAAAACACAUUGAAGGUGAAAGCUUACCAGCAUGUGAAAAACAACAGGCACUUUGUAUAGCUACCAGUGAAUUUCACAAAUCAAUUAGCACAUGUAUCUAACAGAUACUAGCUGUUUUGCUCUACGCAAAAGUUAAUGAGCAACUGACAAAAGACUACAAAGAUGCAUUUCUUAUGCACAGGUUAUUCCCCGCCUGUUCCCUCUAGUUUUCUGUAUUUCAUUCUAAAGUAAACAAACUACCAAUUAAGAUGAAACUCUUUGCCAAGUGGCACAGUAGUCUGCCCAUUCCUCUCUCCAUUAAGCACAGAGGAGCCUUCACACUGGUUUGUGGGGAUUUUUGACUUCAUGCUGUGCACUGCCAGACUCUUAAGUGCCAGUCAGAAGCAUCAUUUUGUACAGACACUCCACUACCAGGAUCUUUCCCCUCAACAACAGCCUUGCCUUUUCCUGCAACCAUGACAGUAAACUCCCUUAGGAUUUAAAUGGCAACUGUGCCAAACCUUGUUUUUUUUCAAAGAAAUCAGGCAAAACCUGCAGUGUCCUUGGUGAUGGGUUCUUCAGUCAUUUGACACUUCUUACUGAAGAGUCAUUCAAAUAGUCCCAUUUCCAUUUUAGUUUUGGGGUGUUUGGGCACCGAUAGCACGUAAACUGAGUGGGCUUCGCCAAUGCCUUCAGUGGGACUCAGUGUAUGGCACUGAAAAUCCCUUGCACGGACUAUGGAAGUUGGAAGAAUAAAGUUGUGUCAUGGUAAACACAACUGUCUUGUUGUGGUACCAGGGGAUCAAAUUAGCAGCACCCUGGAUAAUACCCAGCAAAGGAACCUCUCAGCACAGGGUCCCCCACCAGAGAUACGUACUGAUCUGCUCUAAUGAAGGUGUGCUUCUAUUUUUUUUUUUCCUCCCUAGUCAGCAGGCCUCCUGCUGCUUACAGCAGCUCUACAAGUGAUCAGAUUGAAGCCACAAGAACAUGCAAAAUUAUCUUGCCUAGUAGAGGGUUCCUUUUAACCUGAGGGAAUAAAAGCUAAUUGUCUACAACAAAAAGCUAAUUAUCUACUGUCUACAACAGUAGUUGCCUAUCAAAGGGGUUUAUUAUUGCAGGAUCUACGUGUAUCUUAAAUUUUGAAUGAAAUUCAACAGAAUCUCAGUUUUCUCUCUAGCUCUCUUUCAUGUUCAACUGUUGUAUCAAUGAAAAGAAUUAUUAUUUUUUCUUAAAUUGCAAGCUCAACUGAACAUUAAAGGUUACCUACUGAGCAAACCACAGCAUUUUUUUUUCCUGCCUUUUUUGAGCUGGAUUCUGAACUCCAUGAGAUCUAUCUAGUAAGCAUUAUUUUCUUGCCUGAACACUCCUCCUGGAACAGUGCUACUUCUCUAAAGUACAGGUACUGCCGGAGGGUGGGCUGCUGGUAUGGAAAGGCAAAAAAUGUUGUCCAGCUUGUUACUUGUUUUUAUUGUGAAGACUUGGAAGGCACAGGAGGCCUGUUGCUGGAGGAUUUACUAGGAGACCUGUUCAGAUUGCAACUGGAGUUGCAGCCUGGUCUCUCCACAACCCAGGCAGUGAGGUUUCAUGCUUCAUGGAGGGAACUUGCUACGGUAGAACCUCAUUUGCAGCCACGAUAGAGGAGAGCAGGAGAGCAGGUCUGUCUGGAAGGUGACAGUAGCGCAAGAAGUAGAAAUGAGGGUGAGCUAUAACAGCUUGUUUAAUACAGUGCCCUCUUAACGACUAGUCCCGUUUUGUUUGAAAAGCUCAGGGAUGGUGAAUAACCAUGAAACAUUGUUUGUGGUUGAGAGUGGGGAUGUGAGAGAAAUUAGACAUUACUGCUUUCUACGUGUUCGGGGAAAUGAAAAUUCUGAGGAGCUGAGACUCACCACAGGAUUCUACACGAAUUGGGGUAUCAGAUGACCUUUUCUGUCUCACCAGGCAUAUGUGCUGUGGUCAAAGGCAUUGGGGUUUCUAACUAAGGCAGUAGCACGAAACAGAUAGAAGUUAAACUGAUAUAAUAUUAAUUUCUGUUAAGUAAGAUCACUUAUGCAUUUAUAGGUCCAUUGUUCACUUACCCAACCAGAUGAACAUACAUUGUAGCAACUCCCCAGCUUGGUUUUGAAGCUGCUGUUCUCAAUGCACAAAUACCCAUUGGAGUUCCCCCUUACCCAGCACGUCAAAUGCUUGGGCAGUGGCAUGUGUCAUAACUUUCUACAGACAAGUACAAUUGCAGAUGUUCAUUUCACAGUUUGCCUUAGGACUGUCUUACUGUCUGUAAUUCCUGAGGUUUGAUGUUUAUGUUUGGUGUAAUCAUUGUCCAUAAUUAAUCUACUUCAUUUUAUUGAAAUACUAAUUUUCCUUCCCCCAACUCCUUCAUUAUUUGAUUUUUUUUUUAAACAACGUGUCUUCAAAUUUGUGACUCAUAUACUCAAAUGUACAGUGGGGCAGAUAAGGCUGUACUGGAAUGCUUGAAAAAGAUCUUUAAAUAAAGAAUUGGCUUCUAGAGUUAUAUCACCACAAAUGUAAUUUUCUUUUCCCCACCACACACUGCCAACUAUUUGUUUUGUUUUUCAAGCUCUGUUGUGACUGUCAUGAUAGCCCCAAGCCUUAACCUCUGCCAUAAAAAGCUUUUGAUAAGCAAGGCUAUGCCUACAAAGGCAUUCAGCCAGCAACAGCCAGUGCAAAGUACUCAUCUCUGUGCUGUCAGCAUCCUCUGCCGGCUUUGUUUUGUCAGGGCCACAUGUUCUGACUUGCUAUUUUUGUCUUACAUUUUGCUAUAUUACAACAACAAGAAAUCAAAAAGCCCUCUCUCUAAAAAAUAAAAAAAAAAAGUUUGCACUAAAACAUUUCCUUUUGUAAACCUGGAAAGCUAGUUGCUGUGGAGAGCGAUUUCAUCUUGUGACACAGUGGAAACAAACAACUUGGGCCCCCUCCACACACGAAUAUCAUUUGGCUUCCGCAUCAAUUCACAACUUUUCAGUUACCCUAAAAGAAAUGAUAAAAGAGAAAAUAACAGCCAAGUGUUUUAUCUCAUCCACAGAAGUAAGCCUGUGACAACUACUAUUUUUAACAUUUACUGCUUUUACAGCUGAACUCAAACCUACCUUUACUCUUUUCUCCUUUGAAGGAGCAGCCUCAAGUCAUAACACCUUGCUAUGGCAGUGCCUGGCUCUUCUUUUUAGGACUAAUGAGAGUCUUUUUCUCAUCCUUUGUUGCCAUUCCACUUCUCAUCUCAGUCAAGAGCUUAUCAGCUCUUAAGAUGCAUGCACGUAUCAAACCGUCCUGGUUUCGGCUAAGAUAGUUAAUUUUCCUUCUAGUAGCUGGUAUGGUGCUCUGUUUGGGAUUUGGGAUGAAAAUAAUGUUGAUAUCACACUGAUGUUUAAAUUGCUGCAGAACAGUGCUUACAGUAAGCCAAGGACUUUUCAGCUUCUCACAUUGUCCUGCCAGCGGGCAGGCUAGGGGGGGUGCAGCAGGAGCUGGGAGGGGACAGACCCAGGACAGCUGACCCAAACUGGCCAAAGGGGUAUUCCAUACCAUAUGGGGUCACGCUGAACAAUUAAUAUGGGGGGCUGGCAGGGAUGGGGGGACCGGCUGCUCAGGGAUAGGCUGGGCAUCAAUCAGGGGGUGGUGAGCAAUUGCAUUGUGCAUCACUUGUUUUGUACAUGUUAGUAGUAAUAGUACUUAUCGUUAUCAUUAUUAUUAUUAUCAUUUUCCUUUCUUUUCUCUUGUAAUAAACUGUCUUUAGCUCAACCCACAGGUUUUCAUUUCUUUCUGAUUCUCUCCCCCAUCCCAGAGAGGGUCAGGGGAGGGUGAGCGAAUGGCUAUGUGGUGCUGAGCUGCUGGCUGGGUUAAACCAUAACACAAACACAUGGUAAUAAGGGUCUUAUAAUCACUUCUCCAAGUAAGUAAAUUUUUUAGACAGGGUGUUGAGAAACCUGCCGGACAGUUUUGCCCUUUCCUCAUGCCUGCCCUUUUGAAGUAGUUGGGAAAUGGCUGCCAGGUUAGUCUGUAAUCAGAGCAUUUGUCCCAUAAUGAGUGUCCUUGUGACCUGCUGGUUAAUUUACGCCAUCUGGAGAGGAGGGAGGUGGCUGUGUCCCAGCAGCACCACAGCAGUUCCCUGCCCAACCUCACCAAGAUAGUAGUGGGAGAGCAAAAAGCAGUGCUUGCUCUGGCAUGGAGCACUCAGAGAAGCUGGGCCACUGGGAAGGGCUGGAAGCUUUUCACAGGAGCAGAGGGCAGCCUGCAUCAACGUACCCCCCACAGCCCACCUGCAUAGGGGGUUGUGGCUGAUGACACAUGGGUUUCCUCACUGCUGUUGGGCAAGAGCCUUGCUCUGUGUGCAAGCACAGACAUACAUCAAUAUUUGCAUUUGUAACCUAUGCUCCCCCAGAGGACGUGUCACCUGUUGUGCAGCACUUUAACCACCCUGCAGCCCUCCCCUGAACUGAAUCCCUGCCCCUGGGAGGUCACUCUGCCCCACAGAGCUGCAAUGGAGCUCAAGGCAGGCAUGAUUGCAGCGAGCUAUCAUGUCUCUCACCCACUGUGACCUUGUGCUGGAGAACUGGACACUGGCCUGCUGGAUGUCUGUUGAAGAUUUUGUAGCUCUAACACCAGCAUUUGAGCUGCCCUGAAUCUUGCAAGACACUAUUCUCACGGACCCAGGUUUACAAUGGAGAGUGCACAGAAGGCUGUGGCUUUCCUAUUGCGUCCUUAGCAGGGCUUUUGUACACCACAGCCCCAGAGCUGCCUGCCCCCUGUGCCACACAGGAUGUUGCCCUGCAGGUCUGCUUGACCCAUGCCACAAGCCAGUCUCCCUAAGCCUGUCCCCCACCCCCACCCCCAGUACCCCUCAAGCCCCCAAACACAGCAAGAACCACAUCACUGCUCCCCACAUGGACGUGCUGCUUAGAUGGAUAAGGCUCCUUCCACCCUUCUGCCUUUGCAUCCCAGAAGAGAACUGAUUUAAGCAAAAUAGGUCUUGGUGCCUUCCCCCCCCACCCCCCCUGAGGAAUGAAAGAUGAGGCUCUAAGAGAAUCACUGGACUCCAAGACAACUUGCCACGUCUAUUUCUGUCCCAGCAGCUAUCCUUCUCACCCAGACAGUACCCCUCUUGCCAAAACAGCUACUUGUCACCUCUCCGCAUCAUACAGUCACAAUCAUUUUUAAUACUACUCUAGCUGUAAGGGCAAAAAUUAAUAACACAAAAUUUUCUGAAAAGAGUAGUAUCCAUUUCUUUCUGCAUCCUAAGAGUGGUAUUUGGUUAUACUGAAACCUGCUUGACACAAUGAAAAAUCCAACUUAAGCCAUCUCCUCCAUACCAUCGUGAACUUGCAUUGCUGAAUCCCAGACUAAAGCUUUGAGGUGUAUGGUUGCAGGUGCCAGAGCACCUUCAGCUUAUCCAGUAGCUUCCUCUUUACCUUUGGACUUCUCAGACUGUUCUUGCAGUGUGAUCAACAUUAGUAACAGCAUUUCUAAUGCAAAAAGCAACUUAAGAAACCAACGUGACUUCCAAGGGGACUAUUUUAAGAAACUUAAAGGGAUGAGAUUUUGCAAAAAUUUAAAAAAUAAAAUUUUAAAAAUUUGCAAAAAAAAUGUAGAAUAGGCUCUCUGGAUAGCCAGAGAGGCUCCUAAUGUUAGUUUGUUCUUGUUUCUUUUUAAACACAUACACCCUACUAAUUAGCUGUGAAUGUAUGAAAUAGCUCUUCGCCAUUUAGCACCAAUGCAAAUUUCUAACAAGAACAUUUCUGCCACAAAACUUGCACCCUAUUCCUGCUCCUAAUUAUUCCACAAUUCUGACCUUAUCUCUGCUUAUUUGAAAAAGGAAACAAACAAAAACCCCACAGUAUUAGCUACCAGCUAAAACAUAGGCUUGUGUUGCUUAGAAACGUAAGCCAGUUCCAGUUAAGGAAGAUGCAAGACCACAAUCUCCUUGGACAUUACACGUAAAAUCAAUUAAAAAUACAGGUCACUUAAACUGUAUCAAACAAAGAGAAAGAGACUGCACAAAGCCUUUGAGCUUGUGUUCUUCAUCAAGUAAAAUCUACCUGAAUCUCCAAUUCAUGGAAUAUGCAAGGCAGCAGCUCAUCCAGAUGUUAUUAAAAAGCUUCAGUGUAAAGGCCUGGCAACAGAUGGCCUUUAAAGAGGCUCCCUUCUGGGUAUGAGUGAGGAGCUCACACCAUGGGCCAGUGUGCUCUGGUGGGGUAAAGACAGGAAACCUUCCCUUCUACAGCUUCCUCACGAGGGGGAGUGGAGGGGCAGGCGCCGAUCUAUUCUCCUUAAUCACCAGUGACAGGACCCGUGGAAAUGGUGUCAAGCUGAGGCAGGGGAAGUUUAGGCUAGACAUCAGGAAGAGGUUCUUCACUGAGAGGGUGGUUGCACACUGGAACAGGGUCCCCAGGGGAGUAGUCACUGCAACAAGCCUGUCGGAGUUUAAGAAGUGUUUGGACUGUGCACUUAGUCACAUGGUCUAAAAUUUUGGGUAGACCUGUGUGGUGCCAGGAGUUAGACUCGAUGAUCCUUAUGGGUCCCUUCCAUCUUGGGAUACUCUAUGAUUCCCACUCGCUUUGAAACCAGACCGGGGUUGGCUUUGUCAAACCCUUCCCCAUGCACAGUAGCAGUCAACAUCAGCAUCCUUCAUUUCCUCUCCCUGGUCACCAACACAUGACUACAGCUGUUUUUUGACAGGACCAGGCGGCCCUGUAAGACAGAAAGCUGGCUGAACUAACAGCUACCUGGCCAGUGUUCUGGCCCAUGCUCAAACUCAAUUUGCUUUUACCACUUGCAGACCUUUCUCUGCUCUUUACUGUAAGCUGACCAGAGCAACCUGAAAUGAAUUUCACUGCAGUUAGGAGAAAAAAAACAAUACAUUCAAAGCCCACAGCAUUUACAGACCAAACUUCCCGUGAGCUUCAUGCAACAGGAGCCCAGUAGUAAAGCCCUGCUUUCCCACUCCACCUUUGGUGGCGUUACACACAGCCUGGGACCAGCAGGGACAGGAGAUAGUGCAGCCCUGGCAGCGGGAGGCUGACCUGAAAAUGGAGAAAAGGGACCCUUCAGCAGGAGGGGGAGCAGCAUCACUGCCCAAGCUGAGAGAGGGAAGAACUUAAACGCAACCUGCACAUGCUUUCCCUCUCUUCAGACUAUGCCUCGACAGGACCUUGACAGUUUACCAGAUAAAUGCAAAGUUUUCAACUAUUAGGACAGUGGAUGUUGUCCAUUGCAAACCUCGAUUCCCUUUGAAAAACGUUUUUCACUUUCUUCUUUCUUGAAAAAAGAAAAAUAAAAGCCUGUUACACAUAGCUACGUGCUUGCUUUCCAUGAAAGCCACUGGAGGCCCCCACCAGAAGCUAGGGAGCAUGGUAAGCCCCAUGGUGAAGUCUCCCCGAGGUCUGUGGGUGGGUGUGAGCAGAGCUGCCCUUGCCCGAACCACAUGCACUCUGAGGCAUACCCAGCACAGGCAAAGACAGGGCUGGGACCCUAACCCUCCAGAAAUAAUGCACAGUGCACUCCCCAGUAAACACAAGUGACCACCCGCAUUGCCUCUGUCCUUUUCUGGCUAAAAAGGAAAAAGAAAAAAAAGACGCCACAAGCACAUAAUAAAAAAAUGUGUAUUUUCUGUAAGUUCUGUGAAAGACAAAGUGCUCUCUGUAAAUAAACAGCCAAACUCCACUUUCUGGCUUGACACAGCUUCUAGGAAGACCAAGAGACUGCACUUGAACUCCCUUUGGGUUUAUGUCCUACACAAGCAGCCUUAAAGGCACCUGCUGAUGGAUGAUCAGACUAGUGAUCGUCCUCAUGAGGAUUUUAUGGGCUGCCCAGCAUCAGCAGGACUGCAACUCACCAUGCCUCGAUCCCAGCAGUAAUGCAAAUCUGCAUCCCACUGGAAGGACACCGCUUGGUUCAGUCCCCUACCCACUGGCUGUUCAGCAUACGCUAGCAGCCUGUCCACAACAAUGAGCUGAAGUGCCAAGGGAAAUAGAAAUUAAGUUAUUAAUUGAAUGGGCACGGCUCAGACUAACCCCUUCCAGUUGACUGCAGGCAAGUGCAAAGGAAUGCUAAUCCCCCCAGUCACAGAGGAAGGCCUGCUGCAUUUCCUUGCACUAAUAAGGACCUUCCAAAGCAGGUGUUUGCCCACCUUCAUUUAUCCUUAGGUGUUGCUCAGCCCUACCACUGAAGUUAGAGUUACGAGGACCCUUUUUUAGGCAAGAAACUGCAGAAGUAGCUACUGAAUUUUUAUUAGAGGAGCUUGAUUUCUUCACUAACUUUUCAGUCCGGUGCAUCUUAUCAGUUUCAGUUUAAGGUCAAAAAAAAUUUUACAACAGAUUUCACACAACACUUCUUUCCCACAGCUAGAAAGGGAACAUGUAAAAACUAUCUAUUAUAAUGCACUGAACCUUUCUCAAGCCUUUCUUCUUAUUUUUAAUUUACUUUGACAUCAGAUUCUGUAGCCAGUUCAAAUAGCAGUAUUCACACAGAGAAGACUACAAAUUAGACAGCUGUGUGGCUGUGCUCCAGUGUUACCUCUCACUCCUACCACCAUUUACUCCACUGCACUACUGAGAGAAGCAGGCAGAGACAUUCAGCCAGCCAGGUUCAAGACAAGGACUUUCAGCACUCAAAGCCUCACCUUAUCAGCAGGGUUUCACCAAGUUAUCACACAGCCAUCAGUAAAAGCUUUCAAAAGAAUUCAACUCCAACAGCAACAAACAAAACAGAGACUAUCGCCAAAAGAACCCAUGAGAGACUAGCUAUAAAGAUUGAGUUGGUGGGAACGUAUGUCUGGAAGACAGGAGAAAAGCUCUAAAAAUUAUUUGUGCAACUAACUGCAAGUUCUUUGCAUCAGUCAAAAUGAAAUUAAGCACAGGUUUGCUAACUUAAUGUGGCACCGAUCUAUGAAGGGAGCUCAUUUUUGCCAGUGAGAAAGAAAGAUUUAAAUAUCGUACAGCGAGAGGUUCUGCCACACAGACCAUCCUGGAACUAAGGGUAGGAGGGCAUCUCACCCUCCAUGGAGAGGGCAGCGACCCCAAAAGAACCAGUACCCAAGAGCACACAAAUACACUCUAAACACUCCCCCCCCACUCCACCGAGCCUUCAUGAAAUCAAUUCACAUUUAAUGCAGUAACCACAGACAGUUAAAAGCAUCAGUAGAAAUGACUUUUACAGCCAAAUAAUACACUUACUGAUAAAUACCAAGAAUGCAGCGUGAGUUCUAGUGUUAAUCAGCCAAGGAACGCGGUAGGUCCAACUGCAUCAAAGCCUGGUUUUUAAUUAGAGAAAAAAUGUUAGCAGCCAGCAUUGCUAUGUAAGUAACUACCACAGUGAAAACCCACCUUCUUUAGCAUUACCAAGUCAGAAAAUAGUAUAAAAAUGGGUUGAAGAAUUAGUAAAUAUAUAUAUUUGGGGAUCUUAAUCUGUAUCUCAACAGAUAAGGUCAAGUUCUGCUUUAGCAGUUGUCCUCUCCAUGGGGAAGAGGAUUUAAGUUUUUAAUACUUCCUCCUCUUGCCACGUCAUCAUGGAGCUCAACUUUAAUCAUUCUUUACUGUCUGCCUUCUCUGUAUCAGUACUGUCUAUUCUUCUAAACACUGUCAAAUUCUGCUGGCUUCACAAACUACAAUGACACUCGUAAACCAAAACCAAUUACACAGAGAUUCACAAUUUCAACACUGCAUCAUUGCGAAUGAAUGUACCAGUGUUCAGAAAACAAAACUGUAUCAAAUGGUAGCAAUUUACUCUUUCUGAGGAUAAAGAAACACGGUACUCAUCAAUUACCGCUCCCAAUUUAAAAAUGUUUAUUCAGCUGCAAAUGUUGCUUCUUUACAACAAAUGCAAAACAGCUUUUUGGUGGUAAAUAGCAGGUAUUUAUUUGAAAUGAAAAAAAUACUUAAGUACCUGAACUAUUGUAUUUAAUCAUGUAUUGUAAUUGUGUUACUCUACCUUUUUGCAUUGGAGACAAAUAUACAAUGAACAUUCAGAUAUCACAGAUUGCACACUAGAUAGUAAAUCGUCAGGCCUUUUACGUAACCACCAAAAAACAGAUAUUGGAUUCUACAAUAUAGUACAAAAUUCCACACUCCAGUCUUAGCCAGUUAUCUUCAAUUUACUCCUGAUGCUGUACAAAUAAAUGGUCAUUUAACUAGGGCUUACAAGUUAAUAACAGGACAAAAAAAAUAUACAUUGCACUGACACAAAAAGUCAGCUCUGUUAAUAGUCAUGCAACAAGUAACCAAACUUGCUGAAAUUAAAAAUACUUUCUAAAAACAGUUUUAACUGCAUAAAUAUUUUAUACACAGUUCAUUUACUGAAACAAAAGAAGUCUUUAAAUGAUACAAAGCAAAUAUAAGUAUCUACCAAUUUUAUACAUAAGAAAGUGCAAAAUAACUUAUCUAAAGUGUUUUGCUAUUGAAUUGAUGACUGUGGGCUGGAGGCAGCCAACCCCUCUCAUAAGCGUGACAUUACAGUUGCACACUACAUAUGAAUGUUAAGAGUACAUGAGUAAAUAUCCUACAAAGAACAAGGCAGGAGAAGACGUGUGAGGUACUUGCAGAGAUUACAGUCUACUGAUGUUAGUGUACAUGAGUAUAUUUUUGCGCAACAAAUUUUUACAUGGAAAACAAAGCAAGUAUUUGCAUUAGAACCUUGAAAAGAAAUAACACUCUCAAGUGAACAAAUCGGUUGCCCACAGCACCAGUUGCCAGAGGGAAUACCAGCAGGUGUUUUUUUUCCCUUCCACACCUCUUACUUGUGAGAAUGUGUAUUUGGAACAGCUCAACCAAAGAAUUAAGUCAGAAGACUGUGGUUAUCAGUUUGCAAAACGCAAAUUUGGACUAAACUCUAUGUUACAGACUUUGCAAGGCAUAAAGACCUUGAUUUUAGCAUGCUGACAAAUGUAAAACACCCAGAUCAACACCCGUACAAUGUGCCUACGUGGUCGAACACCAUCAACCACAUCGCCACCCCAGCCCAUGAUCUUCACGAGCCUGCACUAAUACUAUCUGUCAGAUUUUUCUUUCCAUGUUUAGAGUAUAUCAGAGUUACUGUCACAGUAGCCCUGCUUUUAUUAGGGUUUAAUAAUGUGGCUGUAAAAGCUCCAGUCUGUGGAAAUGAAUUCUUCCUUAAAUUUGGUUUUGAUUUGAAAACUGGAGGCAAGGAGAGGGAAUCUCUGAGUACUCAAAGGCAUUUAGUGGUUGUUAAAAUAGCCUUUUCUUCUAACAGAGAAAGUGUAGGCCACCAGCCUAUCUUCUGAACUAUGCUGGUUUUGCAUCGUUUUGGGAAGGGUCAAGGCAAUGUUAGAGAGAACAUCUGGAUACAGACAUUCAAACACUCCACGCACAUUUGAGGACUUCCCCCCCUUCCGGUUUUAACAAUAAAUCUGCCAAGGGAGCCAUGCAACGUAGCUACAUCAUCAUCACAGUCCAGAUCCAAAAGGAUCUAUUUGGGUCAGCUCAUUUAAUCAAACCUGUGUUUACUCUAGAGCCCUUGCACACUGCUGAGUAGUCUUUCUGUUCAUUUGGGGACCUAGUAUACACACCAAAACAGUAAUUUAUCUCAUUUUACAGACCAGCACAUACAUAAUAAACACACUUGUAUCAAAAUACAUAUUUAACCUUCAGUGCAUAAACGUGUGAUACCAGGUUAAAGAGUAAGUGGUCAGGAUUAACAAAUUAUUCCCCCCCUAGAAGCCCCAGUCAAGAGAAGACAGGUGUGCCCCCUUGGCAUUGGCAGCCCUCUGGAAGUUGCUCGUGCUAUCACAGAGGAUCCCAUAUUUUCCAUGCUGCAAUUCCAACAACAGCAUUAACCACCUGCAGUCCAGGGACCAGAGUCCACCCAAUUCACUCCAGUGCAGGACAAUCUCACCAUCUGGAGCAAAGACACUCAAUGACAUUGAGGGGCCACCUGUCUUCUGUUGGCUUGGGUCAUAUCCUUACUGUUAUUUAGAAGAACCCACUGCCAAUGUAUCUAGAUCUAUAUCAGUUUGUCACUCAUUUACAAAAUAUAUACACAUACAUUAAAGAAACAAAACAAAAAACAAAACCCACUGUCAAGACCUUCUUUGGAGAGUAGUCCAUGGGCCUAUCUGAUGCAUGUGUUCCAAUCUCAGUGGAUGUCCGUGUCUCUACUUCAUCCCACAUGUAGUACAAAACAAGUGAUGGAGUAGUAAAAAACAAACAAACAAACAAAACCUGAAAUUCAAUUCAUAUUAGAACUUAAAAAAUGGUAAUGGAAAUCUACCGCUGUCCUCAAGUUCAUGCCGUUUGCUGACACAUGAAGAUAACUCUGAGAAGCAUUUCUGACAGGACCAGCGCUAACCCGUUUCAGAGCAACAACUAUGUUGUUCCAAACAUUUUUUUGCAAAUAAGCUACGGGACACGAGGUUAAAUUCUAUGCACAAGAAAUUAAUUCUGUACCUGUAUGCAAGCCAAUUGCUAUUCAUUUAAAUAAGGUAAAAGCUGGUUCUUGCACUGCAUGAAUCAGCUGCUAAUGAACAUUAAGUCAUUAACAAAACUUCAGCUCUGACAUAUGUAUAAAAGAGGCCUUGUUAAAUAUGAACAACACUGAGGUGGUAAACAGUUUGGUAUAAAAUGCAACCGAAGUGCACAAUUUUAGUUCCUGGUUAUCUUACAGCUAGAAUAAAAUAUUCCAAGUACUAUUUUCAAAAUUUUUGUUUUCUUUUGAAAAAAUCCAUGUAAUCCCAUGAAUAGCCUUUUUUU
This is a messenger RNA of Cygnus olor (mute swan), 17522 nucleotides long. RefSeq names its product protein phosphatase, Mg2+/Mn2+ dependent 1K (gene PPM1K). The coding region runs from base 607 to 1722 and encodes 371 amino acids. The record is from RefSeq and is a predicted model, not a curated record. The transcript is spliced from 7 exons. Lineage: Eukaryota; Metazoa; Chordata; Aves; Anseriformes; Anatidae. Gene Ontology annotation, biological process: protein dephosphorylation. Gene Ontology annotation, molecular function: cation binding; protein serine/threonine phosphatase activity.